AUGGCUUCGGGAAACCUGGACAGGGAAUCUCUCUUGAUGCGCUCGGCGAGCGGCACGACUUGGCUGGGAAGAGUUGUGCCGGCGCUUGCCCUGGAGCUGUGCGGGAGCUUCAACAACCAGUGGUGUCAGGUUGGAGGAAUGACCAUCAUUCCACACCCGCCUGCGUCCUUGCACGAGUUUGAGCUACUGAAGAGAAACAUCGGCGGAAGUGGCAGCCCCGAGCUCUUCCUUCACUUCAAGGGGAUCCAUAAGCACAUCAUCCCCGGAAUGGAUCUCGGAGUUCCUGUCUCCUGCCGCAAUGGGGGGCGGCUUCACAGGGAUUAUUUUCUUGACCUUCAACCGUGCGCAUCAGAUGAAAUGCCAACCAGGGAUCGGCUCGUUUCUUGCCUCUACGAUACAUCUGCCAGCUGUGUUCGGCAUAUGCCGAGUGCGGAUCCGGCCGUUAGAAGGUCAAUCGUCAUCAUGCGUGAUCCACGCAACGUGGUGAUAUCAGAGUAUAUGAUGCGAACUCAGGUUAUCGAACGAGAAAGGUGGACAAGGACGUUUUCGCUAGACGAGUUCAUCAUGUGGAAGUUCGAGGUCCUAGUCUCGUGGAUACAUCAGCGGUAUAUGUGGCACACGGGCACGCUGAUGGGACCCUCGUCCCAUAUUACAGUCUACGAAGAGUUGCAGAGAAGCCACCUGGGUCUGAUCGAUAUCGCUGGUUUCAUGGGCCUUCAAUGCUCGGAACAGCAGGCAGCGAAAGUGUGGAUCGGUCGCAGACACCCGUCGCCUAGUGGAGGCUACGCUUCCCGCGGCCUUUCCGUGGAGACUGUCAGUUUCAUGAACGCAACAAUGGCGAGGCUCCUUCCUCCAGCCCUAGCUCUUCGAUGGGAUGUUACACCGACCGAACUCUGAAACAAGGGAACGAUAGGUCUACUAACGAUUGCGCCCAUCAUCGAGAGUUGGGUGAUGGCUGUCAAUGCGAUUGGCGUUGCGAUGUUGUACACGAUUCCCCCCGUAUUUUUAUCCGGAAUUCCGCCAUGUGGAGACUGCACAAUCCUCGGUUUCGCGCCACUGGCCAGGCAUGGAAUCUGCACUGUACUAUGUACAUGUAAGCCCACGCCGUUUCGCAGAUGGAUUGGUGCGUGGUUG
Messenger RNA from Ectocarpus sp. CCAP 1310/34, 1134 nucleotides. Lineage: Eukaryota; Phaeophyceae; Ectocarpales; Ectocarpaceae. The record is from the annotation of a GenBank genome assembly.